GUCGGGGCCACACCGCACUACUUACGAACCCUCUGAAUCGGCUCUAGUUCUCGAUCUCAGUUGCAUCUAGGCGAGAUUCGGGUGUCUGACCGAUCUCAUGUUAACGCGCCAAGCAUACUGCUGGCAACGUACUAGUGCCAGUGGCACUCUCUGGUACUUGUUGUAUUUCAUCCUUGGAAUUCACACCGCAACGUUACUAUGUCAAACAACUUGAAGUCAGAAUGUUUCUACUGCCACAAGUCGGCGGCAACGAAGGACUUCAAGCGCUGUUCGCGCUGCCGCGGUGCCCUCUACUGUAACGCCGACUGCCAAACCAAGGACUGGGAUAGCCAUAGGGAGCUGUGCAGCGACUCAGAUCGAUGGUAUGACAAGUACCGCGGGUGCCGUGAUGGCUCCAUGCACGAAGGUGUGUCCGUCCUCCCGACAACGCGCAACUAUAGCGCGUUCGCUCCGAGUCCUGGCAUCUGGCACUCACGCUCACGCCUCUCCCCAGGCAAAUUGGAGCUCAUGACUUGGGAAUGGACGGAUCCCGACUUGGGGCGCCGCAUAGGAUGGGGCAGUGCCUUUAUUGAGGAGGCCGAAGACGUGAAGCGCAGAUUCGAGGUCGAAUACAAAGGCAAGAGGUCCCUCUUGUUCAAGAAGCGGCCCCAGGCCUUCCGCUGGACGUGCUGCGGCACACACGCGCGCAUGAAGUUCGGAUGCGAUCACCACGGGAGCGGGAGCAAGCCAUGCACGUGUGAUUUCUGCCAUAUGGGCAAGCCGCUGCCUGACAGCGUCUACUACAAAGAGAGUGGCUCGCGUAUGGGUCUCAACCUACGGCGCGGCCCUGACCCUCGCUCUUUCAACCCCGGGCUGGCUGUCAUGGCUGCGACGAGCCGUACCAUGAUGGGACUUGAGAUGUGACCGGCCUGCUGGCCAUUCCUGAAGUACACUCUUCGUUUGCCCCCCCUCCCCCCGGCGGUGGAAACAGUACAUGUGAAAUCCCAAGGGACUUUGCUUGCACUGGAGUUCGAUGUAUGAGUCACUGGUAGCGUUUAUCAUCUCAGCGCACAGACUUAUCUUCGAUUUAUCGUGG
Molecule: messenger RNA, 1075 nt
Organism: Fomitopsis serialis
Lineage: Eukaryota; Fungi; Basidiomycota; Agaricomycetes; Polyporales; Fomitopsidaceae
Exons: 4
Coding region: 199-903 (234 amino acids)
Source: RefSeq, a predicted model, not a curated record